UCUAAUUCAAACCAGGAGUGUAUGUGGAGAAAGAGACGAAAGUCUCACUCCUCACUCUGUCUGCAGACUUGAGGGUCUCGUGUCAAGUUUUGUACUUUUGCAAUCUUGUUUUCUAUUUUCCCCACCUAAAUGAGGACUACAACAUUUGCACAUUUGUGACCUGGAUUCUUGACUUGUUUUAAUGUUUCCCAGCUUGUUCUAGCAACCAGAUGUAUUUUACGAGCCAGCUGACCUACCCGUGAGAAUGUUUUGCUACUUUUGCACACAAUGGCUUCUAGUUGCCGUCAUGUGGAGCCUCGCUCCCCCGAGCUCGUCGGCUGCACGGAGGAAAAACACUUUGAGCAAGAGUCAGCUGGACCCCAAUGUGAAGGAUUGGGGCGACUAUUCGGACCUCCCCCCAGGAAUGGAGCUGGGCAUGGGUGAAGACAGACAACGUGGAUACGACAACAGAGAAGAUGGAGGAUCGUCGUUGAGCUUCACCCCUGAGUUAGAUUUCCUUUCUGAAUUUGCAGGUAAAAAGCGAUUGUGGGUAAUAACAGCCACUUCAUACAAUGACCACUACCUUCGCAUGAUGGAGAAACAGCUUGAAGACAUGGACCAGAAAUUGCUCAACUGCCGUCUAGCCGAAAGAGACACUUUCAUUGUCACCAUCAUCCAAAACGCCAUGAUGGAUGGGAGGAUCCAGAAGACCACCGUACAAGGAGAGGCCACAGUGGAGACGUUGGACCCUGACACUGUCACCAAGUUGCUGCACUAUCUUGAACUCACCCAGGACCAAGCGUUCAACAUGUUGGUGCUGAAAAAAAAUCUGAGAGUCAGUGAGCGCUUCCCCUUUCCGGUUCGAAUUGAGGCAGUCUUGGAGGUCAUUGAUCAGUUGCCCGUGAGGAAGUUGGAGAAGAUAACCAGAAAAGGAUCCAAACUGAGGUGUGACAGCACCAAAAAGAAAGUGAUGGUGAAAAGGAAAAAGAUGAAGAAGAGGAUCAUUCUGAGUCCGCACAAGCAAAGCAAUCGGACUUCAGUGGUGACGCUGCAAAGAAAGCCGCCGAUGGACAAAAAGGCCGCGCUUAAGAGUCAGAUCCAGGAUAUACUCAACGGCAAGUCGAGGUUUAUAAUUUGGAAGGAGCCAGCUGGGGGGAAAAAGGAGCCUAGCGCUGGCGGCAAACAGGAAGAGGAAAAAGAGAAUACGCAGCGUCCUCAUGUGUCAACAGGAAAAGAGGAAGUGAAGAAAGAAAGGCCAAAAGUAGAGCCGGCAAAACCGGCUGAGGAGAGUCAAAAUAAAAAUGAAGAAAAACAAAAAGCCAGAAAAAAGGGCAAAGGGAAAAAAGGAAAGAAAGGUAAAGGAAAAGGAAAAGGAAGAAAGUCCCACAAAGAAGCAAGCGAGGAGGACAAAACCGCCUUGAAAGACUUUCUGGAUCAUUUCAAGGGGAAGAGAAGGUUGAUGCUGAUAUCGACCCCCACCUUGGACGCGACGCUAUUUGCGCAACAGAGCGCCGAGAACGACAAGCGGAGCUGCGAGCUGGCCGUCAGGAAGGUCACCGUGGCGACCAUCGUGGGCAAAGGCAACGAUGCCACUCUGGCGUUGCAGCAUCAUCGACUCGACUCGGAGUUUCCGUUUGGUGAGCUACCAGAGCAGUCGUCUGAUUCGGGCCUGAUCUCACUGUUACGAUCCCAGCUGGGUUUGUCUUCCUCUGAUUUGUUCUCCAUGACCGUCACCGACUACGACAUGGAGCCCAACAGAGUGUUUGAGGCGCCUCUGUCGAGCCUCGCUUUAUUCGACCACAUCGACAACUUUCCAUCGAGGCACCCUGAGAUAGAGAAAGAAAGGAAACGUCCUCCAUCUUGCGGCGCUGACAAGCAACAAUCCGAAGUUGAGAAUUCCUUGCUCAGGUUCGUGUCGAAGAGGAGACUGCUGAUCGUCUCGGCUCCGACAGAGGACGACUAUUCUUUUCAAACGCAGCUGUCUGCUCUCAACGGGCAUGAAUGUCACCUUGGUAUUCGCCACUUUGCCAUGUUGAAGCUAAUCGGGGUCGGAGAAAAAGCCUCGGGGACCGUUGAGCUGUUCCCUCUCAAUGGUCGCAGUCAGAGUGAAGUGGAGCCGCUGUCCCGCACGGCGGUCAACAACCUACGCGAGCAGCUGAAGAUCAGCAAGGACUACUUCAGCAUGUUGGUGGUGGGCAAGGAUAGCGAUGUCAAGGCCUGGUUCCCCUCGCCCAUGUGGUCUCUGGAGAGCGUCUACGACCUGGUCGACUCGACCGAGCUGCGUCUGCAGGAGGAGACGCUGCAGAGGCGGCUCGGGAUCCACUGCCCGGAUGCGCACGGGAGGGGAGGAGGCGAGGAGGGGGGAGGUUACCACGGUUACGGGGGAGAUCAUCACCACUCGCAAUGAAUUGACCGGAGAUUAGAAAAUAUUUUCAAUAAAUGCGAUAAUAGUUGUUUUUAGUCCUUAUUUUAUUUUAAGCUUAACUUCUUUUUCUGUUUUAAUACUUUAAACAGGGCUUUUUUUUCCCCUCCCAAACGAAAUCUCUUUUCUUUUGGAAAUCUGCAUCGUAAGGAAUCCACAGAAAAGUUUUCAAAAGCUACAUGCGUGAUAAAAAAUAAAUAAUUACGCAACACAGUGCUGCCAAAUGCUGAUUCUGGAACUACAUCUGUUCUCGCAAAUAAUAAUAAAACUGUCGAGUGGAA
This is a messenger RNA of Syngnathus acus (greater pipefish), 2682 nucleotides long. It is a transcript of the gene ccdc80l2, whose product is annotated as coiled-coil domain containing 80 like 2. The transcript is spliced from 12 exons. Bases 245 to 2386 code for a protein of 713 amino acids. NCBI's taxonomy places the organism in Eukaryota, Metazoa, Chordata, Actinopteri, Syngnathiformes, Syngnathidae. The record is from RefSeq and is a predicted model, not a curated record.